AUGGCGGAGCCAGCACAGAAGAAGGCUCGCACUGCGCGCACUUUCCUUUUCUCUUCCGAGUCGGUGAACGAAGGCCACCCGGACAAGAUCUGCGAUCAAGUCUCGGAUGCUGUACUAGAUGCGUGCCUCAACGUGGACCCCAAGAGCAAGGUGGCCUGCGAGACUGCGACCAAAGACAACAUGGUCAUGGUGGCUGGAGAGAUCACCACCGGAGCCAAGCUCGACUACGACAAGGUGGUGCGUGGCGUCGUGCAGCAAAUCGGUUUUGACAGCUUCGUGGACGACCUGUCCAGUGUGGACAGCAAGGGCUUGAGCUACAAGACCUGCGAGGUCCUGGUGCGCAUCAACAAGCAGAGCCCGGACAUUGCCGGUGGAGUGCAUGUGGGCAAGGACGAGAUGGACGUUGGCGCCGGAGACCAGGGCAUCAUGUUCGGGUACGCUAGCGACGAGACCUCGGAUUGCAUGCCUCUGACGCACAGCAUGGCCACUCGUCUUGGCAAGACCCUGACCGAUGUGCGCAAGAGCGGCGAGUGCUGGUGGCUGCGACCUGAUGGCAAGACGCAGGUAACGAUCGAAUACAUGCAGCACCCGGAUGGGUCUGUUGAGCCGAAGAAGAUCCACACCGUGGUGAUCUCUACUCAGCAUGCGGAGCCAUCCAAAGCUAAGCGAACCCAGGAGUGUGCUGGCUACACCGGUGCCGAGAUGGUUGCACCCACCAUGGAGCAGAUGAAUAAAGAGAUCGAAGAGAAGGUCAUCAAGCGAACGCUUGAGUCGAUCAAGUUGAAAAAUGGCAAGCCCGCCAUCAGCCUUUACGGCAGCCACACGCACCUGCACAUAAAUCCUUCAGGGAAGUUCAUCAUUGGUGGUCCUCAAGGCGAUGCAGGCCUCACAGGCCGGAAGAUCAUCAUUGACACCUACGGAGGAUGGGGAGCCCACGGCGGCGGCGCUUUCUCUGGCAAGGACCCGACCAAGGUGGACCGAUCUGCUGCCUACAUCUGCCGUCAGAUGGCCAAGUCCGUGGUCAACAGCGGCUUGAGCGCGCGCUGCCUGGUGCAGCUGUCGUAUGCCAUCGGCGUGGCCAAGCCUCUGUCCCUGUUUGUGGAGACUUAUGGCAGCGAGAAGGGCAGCCUAACCGUGGAUGAUAUCACCAGUGUGCUUAAGAUCGAGUUUGAUUGCCGACCUGGAGCCAUUGCACAGUCCCUGGCUUUGCGUGAGCCGAAGUACCAGGACACUGCCGCCUACUGCCACUUUGGCCGCGAGCCCGUCACCAAGGGUGGCAUCAAGUUCUUUGAAUGGGAGAACCCGAAGGAUUUGUCGAAGUACAAGACCAUGAGCACGGCUCAGGUAGAGGCCGCGUUGAAGGCCAGCACCUACUUGACAAAGUGGGUGGAUUAG
Molecule: messenger RNA, 1395 nt
Organism: Symbiodinium sp. CCMP2592
Lineage: Eukaryota; Dinophyceae; Suessiales; Symbiodiniaceae
Source: the annotation of a GenBank genome assembly